UUUUUUUCACACACGGACUUUCUUAUAAUAGGGUUUCGUAAAUCGAACGCGCUAUUACGUCGUUAUCGCGCAAACCCGUAAGUCGCGGUUAAUUGCACGAGCUAAACGAUGAACCGCAGCGUUAUACGAUUGUAAAUGACGCUUUACGAGAGCGGCGCGCGUCUUCGUUAAAAUUACGAAGGCUAUAGUUAUACGCAGCGCAAGCCUGUAAACCUUUAUCAGGCCUAUUCUUAUCGCCGGCUCGUAUCGGCGUGCGACGAUAUGCGCGGAGAAGCGCCCACUAACAAAAACAACGAGAGCGAGAGAAGGAAAGAAACGAACGAAUUUUAUUUCAUUUGCCUCCCGAGAUAGUUUUCUCGCACGGACGAGAAAAUCGUUGGCGCAUCAGUUUGGAAAAAAAAAAAAAAAAAAAAAGAAUUCACAGCCACGAGUCCUCGAGAUAAGUACGAUAGUACGCGAAGACGUUCCAUUAGAUAUUAUGUCACCGCAGUCUGCGAAGGACGUAGUUUUUUUUUUUUUAUAGAAUUAAGCGAAACGUUACGUAUCUCGCUUAUAGACGUUUCGAUUCAUAAAGACGUUGAGAAACAGCCUUUUCCGAUAUAUUCGUGCGGCUGCUCAUUUCAAUUUUCAAAAUCCGAUCGCAGCUCGCUUUCGCAAAAGUAACGGACACCCGUGUCGUAACUCCGGCUUCUUGAGUUGCGCUCGCUUUUUGCUUCGAUGAUCGCUUCCGAGUAAUAGAGAUGAUAGAACUUGCGGUUUCUGGCACUUGGCACGUUUAUCGAAAAGCAAAAAUGUAUAUAGGUAUCAUUUUUCGCGCGUCGGAGAAAGAGCAACGUACUCAAGCGCUCCGCGAGUGGGUAAGUAUAACCCCAUGUGGACACAGAACAGCUGAUAUGAUCUCUCUCGAAAGAGUCAAGUCUAAGCUAUAAUAAACAAGCCGGGAGCAACGCACUCUUCCCAACAGAGGUCGCCCGCUGUUACGAUUUUUUGUCGAUGCGCGAAUUUUUGCGAAAAUUCAUAAAUACGCUCUUAUCUCCUUCAAACUUCUGAUUCUAAUCUCUCUAGUAAUGCUGGCGCCUAGACUGCUGUGAUUUCGCGAACAACUAAUAUUGAAUAGUGCAAAUAUUCUACGACAAUGAUUGUCUAGCCAAGUGUAUACAACGUAAUUCAAAGAAAUGCGAUAAAGUUGAAAAUGUUCUCAUUAUACGUACGUAUAAACGCGGGCAAAACUGCACUUAUCCGUAUGUCCGAGUCGCCUCUGUAGGUAUACGUGUGUUUGGAUUCGGCGAGUACUGAGUAGUGCAGGUUAUGACUCCCCGUCAGCAAUUGUCGUUCGUCGUAUAGACCGCGUUCAAGACUCACGCACACACGCUACACCACACCCCCCCCCCCCCCCCACCCCCCGCACUUCAAUCCAUGAUCGCUGUGUAUUAUGUACGUCAGUACAGCCGGUCUCUUGUUAUACAUCUAGUCCACCUUGCGCGACUCUGUCGUGUGUAUAGAAAGUAUCGUUAUACAAGCCUAUAGCCUGCAGUCGUAUGCACACGUAGAUUAACACUGCGGCUUCUGUGUCGUGUUACACUCGUUCUUAGGGCAAACAUUGACUCCGCAAGGCCUUCUAGUUAUUCUUUGGAAAAUUACUCGCUGCAUUUAUACCAGUGAUAUGGGGAUAUGUAUUGGCCUACCGACGACAGCGAGGUACCUAUACGUUGGAAAUGCGAUUGAUAUUAUUGAUGGAUGCCGAGUUUAGCGCAAAGAGUCGCACGAUGUGGACAGUGAGCGAGAAGUGUUACGCAGCUGACGUCGAAAAUUCGAUAGCUAUCAGGCGGAUCGUCUGCUACUUUUAACUCGCUCGAGUUCAUCAUUGCCAAAUCUGCGAGAAUCAGUCGAAGAGGAUUUUCGAUUGAGUAAGCUAUAUACUCUAUAGUAGUAUGUCGUUCGCGAGGAGAGCGGCUGCUUGCGAACCUAACCUCAAAGUUCGCCUGUGAAAACUUGUGUCGCCGUCAACAUAAUGCAAAGAACAUGAGACUUCUAGGAAGGUUCUGCUGCUGCUGCUGCUGCAGAGAAGGCAGCGUCAGACGGAUCUCUGUCGAUGCUGUAAUACCGCUGUUCACAGUGCCAUUGUUGACUGUCAUCGCUGCCCAAAAUCUCGUCUGCACGAUUCUCGUAUUUCUAAUGUCGCCGCCGCUCGUCUACUACAUCUACCGCAACUUUCUUCGUUUUCUCAUGCGCACGAAAUUUUUCCUCAUGUGGACCAUCAGCAGUGUUCUCAUGCUGAUGGCUAUAUUCGAAAUAAGCGUCGUGCCGCUGCUGGAAAUUCUGCCGGAGGAGAAUUACGUUUUCAUGGCAGCCGUCGUGGCUGGACUGGUUUGCGGCUACAAAACAAGACAGAACGCCGAUCAAGUGGCCCAGGAAGACUUGCAGAUACAAGGAUUGGAACUCGGUGAGAGCAGCGAUGAUAUUUGCAACACGUGCAAGCGUCACGUUUUGCCGAAGACGUUUCACUGCAGAAUCUGUCAGACUUGCAUCCUGAGAAGAGAGUAUCAUUGUAAAUGGCUGGAUUGCUGCAUAGGAGGCAGUAAUUUGCGCUGGUACAUGGGCUGUCUAUUUUGCUCGGCUGUGGCAUUCAUUUAUGGAUCGAACUUAACAAUGACCACCAUCUGCCAUCCUUUUGUUUUCGUCGGCACGGUGCUUUUACCCGACGACUGCAGCGAUGCUUACCAUCAAUUAGACAUCUCGAUCUGUUUCGUAUCGUCCAUUUACAGUCUCACGAUAGGUUUAAUCGUUACGUUUUACUUUUUCUAUCACCUGUGGCUGCAGUACCUCGGCACAACGACCAACGAGAGACGGUUACUUAACAAUGGAAAUGAGCACGACAAAGGCAUUUUGAAGAACGUCAUUCAAUUUUUCUGCUGCAAGUCGUAAAUACGAAUAAGUCACAGAUACCUGUGUGUAAAUACGAAGCCAAAGAUAUUAGCAGGAAAAUGGAAUUAUUUUCUCUGAGGGAAUCUCAACGCUAGACCGAAUUUACGUUCAUCAAACUAAUAUUGGUGUUGAAUAAUUAGGAUAAUCGCAGUUCUAUUAGCAAAAUAAAACUAACUACAUAUCGCUUAUUGGAAAAUGACAAAACUAACUAACGCAUCGUCAUUUUUUUUUUUGCAAUACAUGCAAUUUUAUUACCGUAAAUGUAACUGUGAUAAUUAAAAGGUUAUAGUAUUAUUUACAUUGUCAAACGGUGAUUACUGACUGGCGAAUUCAGCCAAUAACGCGUUGUGUAAGAAAGGUGUCAAUGACUGUUACUUGUACAAUAGUAGCGUAAAAUUUAUAAAAAUACACGUACAUCGAUAUUCUAAAUAAUACUAUUUAAUAAACAA
Molecule: messenger RNA, 3374 nt
Organism: Nasonia vitripennis (jewel wasp)
Lineage: Eukaryota; Metazoa; Arthropoda; Insecta; Hymenoptera; Pteromalidae
Gene: GABPI
Product: palmitoyltransferase ZDHHC23
Exons: 3
Coding region: 2023-2925 (300 amino acids)
Biological process (GO): peptidyl-L-cysteine S-palmitoylation; protein targeting to membrane
Cellular component (GO): endoplasmic reticulum; Golgi apparatus
Molecular function (GO): protein-cysteine S-palmitoyltransferase activity
Source: RefSeq, a predicted model, not a curated record